AGUGUUCUCCUCUCCCGUACACUAACCACUCUCUCUUUCACAGGAUAGAGCAAAGUUUGACUGCACGUGCGGAUGUCCAAGGCCAUCUUCGGAUCUCUGUCUGGGGAAGGAAGUACAUCAUUAGAGGAAUAUUUCUGAGGUCUGGUCUAUGCGCGGGGCAAUUUCUGCUCUCAUUUGUUUUAAUUGGGCUCAGCAUCUUUGGUAACAAAUCGAAAUUGUAGACAUGGCGAUUGUUGCAGCGACGGUCAUCGCAGGGCCGGGCUGCGGAAUUAAUGGAUUUGAAAUUGGAAGGCGGACACCGAAUCUAGGUGCUGAUAAUGUUUUCGCUCGGCCUUUUUUGUGGUGGACAUCAAUGAACUGCUCUACGCUCGGGGGAUUGGCGGUCGAAGGAGGAUUCAGACGGUCGAGUCUGAGGUUCACCCAGUCACAAGAAGGGUUCAAGCGAAGGCAUUUCCAAGUGCAAGCAACUGAAACUUUGAGUCCACUUUUAGUCGCGGAGCAAAAAUCUCUUGGAGAACUCACUCGAGAUGAUUUUCCGAUACUUAACCAGGAAAUAAAUGGAAACAGACUAGUCUAUCUAGAUAACGCAGCAACAUCUCAAAAGCCAGCUGCAGUUUUAAAUGCUCUGAAAGACUACUAUGAAGGAUAUAAUUCCAAUGUACACCGGGGCAUACAUACUUUAAGUGCAAAGUCUACAGACCAGUUUGAGAUUGCAAGGAGCCGAAUUGCCAAGUUCAUUAAUGCACCUUCACAUGCAGAUGUGGUUUUUACUCGUAAUGCGACUGAGGCAAUCAAUCUUGUGGCGUAUACAUGGGCUCUUACAAAUUUGCAACGAGGUGAUGAGAUUGUUCUAACUGUGGCGGAGCAUCAUAGCAACCUUGUUCCGUGGCAGCUCGUGGCAGAAAAAGUUGGUGUUGUUUUGAAGUUUGCAACAUUGACUGAGGAUGAGAGUAUUGAUAUUGAACAACUCAAAGGAUUAAUCAGCAACCGAACUAAGCUCGUGGCUCUCCAUCAUGUCUCGAAUACUCUAGGAUCGAUUAUUCCAAUGAAGGAUAUUAUUGUGUGGGCUCACAAGUACGGAGCCAAAGUUCUCGUGGAUGCAUGUCAGAGUGUUCCGCACAUGGCCGUGGAUGUUCAAGAUCUUGAUGCAGAUUUUCUUGUAGCUUCUUCUCAUAAGAUGUGUGGACCUACAGGAGUUGGGUUUUUGUAUGGCAAGAGUGAAAUCCUUGAUCGCAUGCCACCGUGGAUGGGUGGGGGUGAAAUGAUUGCUGAUGUUUAUCUCGAGCAUUCUACGUACGCAAAUCCUCCUGCAAGGUUCGAAGCCGGCACUCCGGCAAUUGGGGAGGCUAUCGGUCUAGGUGCGGCCGUUGAGUACUUGUCGAAUAUAGGAAUGGAUAGAAUCCACGCAUAUGAGAUGGAGCUUUCAAAAUACCUGUAUGAUAACUUGUCACUUGUCCCAGAUGUAAAGAUUUAUGGUCCGGCCCCUGGUGCACAUGGAGAGAAUCGCGCCGCUCUGUGUGCAUUUAAUGUUGAGGGAAUGCAUGCAACUGACAUUGCGACAGUCCUUGAUAUGGAGCAUGGAAUUGCAGUCAGGUCCGGACAUCAUUGUACACAACCUCUGCAUCGACAUUUGAAUGUCAAUGCAACGGCGAGAGCAAGCUUGUACUUUUACAACACCAAAGAAGAGGUCGAUGCGUUUAUUAGGGGUUUGAAAGAAAGUGUAGAAUUCUUUAGCUCUUUCCGGUAGCUUCUAUAUAGAUGAAGAUCAAGUCCUAUCUUCUCCUGUCUCGUCUAUUUUAGGUAUGGCUGUUUGAUGGAUUAAGAAUGUACAAUGAAACGUCAGAGUCGUGUUAUUGAAGGAUAUAACAAGAAAGCAUCUGUAAACUUUCAUUCUUUUAGGUGUAUGCAUUCAAGCCUAUACCUGUUAAUGUAACAAUAGAGAAAAAUCGAAAUUGCCUUUUUAGAGCGUAUCCAUCA
Molecule: messenger RNA, 1977 nt
Organism: Marchantia polymorpha subsp. ruderalis
Lineage: Eukaryota; Viridiplantae; Streptophyta; Marchantiopsida; Marchantiales; Marchantiaceae
Source: the annotation of a GenBank genome assembly